GGAUGACGUCACGCACACGCGAACGUCUCGGGGAACGCCUCCGUCACGUGACAUUCGGCGCAUAUUCGGCGCCUUCUUCAAAUGGUGGUCAAUCGGGGAUUGCCUGGAUAAGAACCCUGCCACAGUGCUCCAAUGAAUGAUGGUGGAAGGGAUGGCCUUGUUGGACCUUGGAGUAUCCCCUUACUCAGGAGAUGUCUUUCAUGAGACGCCGCUCAUUGUAUAUCUUUUCCAUUUCCUUGUAGACUAUGCAGAGAUAGUAUUCAUGAUAAUGGAUGCCCUCACUGAUGUAACCCUGUACCUUGCUGUUCAGGAGUACAACAAAUUAAUGUUUAAGAAGCAAAAGCUUUUAUUGGAGCUGAAAAAAUAUCCUCAGGAAGGACAUGAACUCCUAAGGGUACCAACUGAGAUGUACUAUGUACCUUUGAAGGUGUCCCUUUUCUACUUGUUGAAUCCAUACACCGUUCUGUCUUGUGUGGCCAAAUCCACGUGUGUAAUUAACAAUGCCGUUAUUACUCUUUUCAUCCUGGCAACUGUUAAAGGUAGCCGGUUACUAAGUGCUGUGUUUCUGUCGCUGGCAACCUAUCAGUCUCUGUAUCCAGUCACCUUAUUGCCACCAGCGCUGCUCUACUUGCUUCAGAAGGAAUUUAUCCCAGUGAAGAUGAAGAGUACAGGCUUCUGGCUGUUCAGCUGCCAGUAUUGCUCUAUCUACCAGGGUUCUUUGUGUUUGCUGGUCUGUCAUUCUUUCUUCUUGCUCAACUCAUGGGAUUUUAUACCUUCUAUAUAUGGCUUUAUCUUUUUGAUGCGUGUAUGUACCAGCAGGUGCACUGAGCAUUCAGCCUUCAUACCAUGAUGAUGAAUGGUGGGAGAAUGUAAAGAAUAACUAUUAUAAACAAACUCUCUGGCCCAGUGUGAUAAUGCUUGUGGAGCAGCCAUACCUGCAGUAGGACUAGUGUCACUCACAGGUUGAUCCUGGAGCUCUACAUUGCGGUAUAAUCGAAGUUCCUAAAGGCUUCCGCAAUCUCCUUUUCCAUUGCCAAGGAACCCUCAGAGGGAGGAGUUAGAACUAGAUGUUGAUCUCCAUCCUCGGAAAGUCUAACAUCCUCAGCAUCUCGUAUAUUACAAUGCCCAGAGACCACCAGUCGACAGAUCUUGAGUAUGGCUCCCUGGCGAGGACUUCUGGCGCCAUGUAGCCAAAAGAUCCUUUCAGGCUACUUGUUCGGCCUUUGUAGCCAAUUCCUGAAAAAAACAGUUAUUGUAGCUCUUUAAGCAGCCACCAGCAACGUACUCCAUCAGAAAGAAUAGAUGGUAUUCUGACUGGAAGGUGGCGUGGAUAUCCACAAUGAAAGGGUGGUCCGCAACGGCAAAAGCAACCCGUUUUUCUAGCAAGAUCCUGAAUAUUAAAAGCAUUCAUUGUCAAAACAAGGGACAUGGAUUUUCAGGGCAUAGGAUCUUUUGGUUGCCGCGUGUUCAACAAGGAGAACCUGGAAUAAGAGAGAAUCUCAGGAAACGCAGGAAGAUACAUGCUGAACAUCCAUACCCCUUUCAGAGAACUGCAAGAAUCGAUCCAUACUUGCCCCCAGCAUUGCAAGGUUGCAUCUUACUGUGGGUCCUUUGUCACUGCCAGUGGACAUCCUUCUGCUGCAUCAGGUGGAGUUGGGCUGAUGUUUUCUUCAUCCACAGAUAUCUCACUAUAAGGAAAAGCACCUCGUCUACCUCUGGCACUGGUUCUUCAGGCACCUCGUCUACCUCUGGCACUGGUUCUUCAGUGGAUUCGUCAUGUUGAUGCUGCAAACAAGGGAUAAUUGUGCAAUGAAUGAAUGUGGCAUCACAUGGAUAUGAUAAAAGCAAUGUUUAUGUUCUGGCCAAGAAAUGAAUGGCAUCAGUAUAAAAUACUCACUUGGAAAGAAUCACUGGCAGGUUCUGAAACAACCUGAACCUCAGGUGCGCUGACCUCUUCUGCUGGGAGGUUUACACCAGUGUCACUAAUAGUCUCCACUGCUGCAUCUAAAGAGACAGUAAAUAAACAUAGUGAAUGAAUUUUCAAAUAUAAAAACUUUCUUGAACCUAAGGCUUAAGGAUGUUUCUUGAUUUGGUAAGAUGCUAUUAAUAAUCAGUGGUUUGAAAAGUACAUGCAAAAGCCAUAAAAUUAAUCUAUAGUUCUGUGGGGCUUAGUUGAAUGUCCAUGAAGGGGUAGUGGAUGGGAUGUUAGGAUGACACACGUUACUCCAUAUAAUGCCAAUAGAAAAGAGGCUAGAGCCUAUUGUGACUCACCUGGAACAUGCUCUGCUUCCCUCCGAACUAUCUCUUCAUUGAGCUUGAGGAGAGAGGAGUAAAGGGCUUUCAGCCUCUUCUCACUGCUCUUCCUCAGCUCCUUCAUCAGGGCUCUGGUCUUUCUGUCCUUGGUGGCAUGGUACAGAUUUUCAGCCCCUGCUGCUAUCUUCAUCUCUUUCUGGAUGACUCUCACUAGCUCCUGCUUCAUUUCUGAAAGAGAGACACCUACCUGGGGCUCACAAGCAUCAAGAGACUGUUUGAUGUCGACAGUCUAUAGAGAAUGGGAAACAAUUAAGAAACAAUGGUUAAGUGCUUGCAAAUGAUAUUGAAUAUUGAACAAUGAUGUCACCCAUUCAAAUUAGAAGAAAAGAGUUUCCUCCUAAUUGUUUGGAAGGGUUUUUUUUACAGUCAAAUUCUCUCCCUGAAUCAGUGGUACAGGCUGAUACAUUAGAUGGCUUUAAAGGAGAUGGAAAGUUAAAAAAAAAACCUCCCUCUUUCUCUUUGCCAUUAUCCCCCCUCCUGAAACGCCGCAUUGAAAAUUGCAAUGGCUUUACAGUUUUGUGCACUUCCAUUCCAAAAUUUUUCUAUAGUGUAAGCUUUGGCGCCACCAUUUUCAAAUUGCCUCCCUGCGCUUUGUCUCUAGUACACAUGCGUCUCUUCCGUGACCCUGUGGUGUAACCAAACAAGCGCGCAUAUGUCGAUACACAGUGAUAAGCAUUGGUGUCGCAUCUAUAGUGCAUAUUCUUUGAAUAAGCCUGUAAGUGCCACAAUAUGUU
Messenger RNA from Xenopus laevis (African clawed frog), 3047 nucleotides. Its product is annotated as phosphatidylinositol glycan anchor biosynthesis class U protein-like. The coding region runs from base 137 to 850 and encodes 237 amino acids. The transcript is spliced from 15 exons. The record is from RefSeq and is a predicted model, not a curated record. NCBI's taxonomy places the organism in Eukaryota, Metazoa, Chordata, Amphibia, Anura, Pipidae.